AUGCAAUUCUCGGGCCUACCGAGACAGGCUUUAUCUUCUCGUUCUCCCAGGGCCCGACCCCUACCGAAAGAGUCCCGUGAAGAUUAUCGGCAACCACGUCAAGGACAACCAUUUAUAGCGGGCUGCCUACCGGAACUUUCCAUUCAACGUGCAAGCUACUCGGGAAGAAAAAGACAAGCAGGGCAUAGAGGUAAAUAUGCCGACUCUCAAGGCAAAUGUACAAACCCGAAUAUCCAUCCCAUCUUGCUGCAGCUCUCAUCUUGCACGUUUACUCGAUACCAAGUCGUAGUUCCCGUCGGUCAUACCAGUCCUCGCCAUGACUUGACUGCGCGGGCCGUUGAUGGUACCUCUGAUGAUCGGGUCAAGUUUGACAGGCAAGCGCGGGAUGUUUUUACAUCAAACAAGCCACCUACUAAAUCGGCAUUCCCCCCUACCUCAUCCAUGGCUGACUUUUACAGCCAGACAAACAUGAACGGAAGGGCCGAGAGAAGAUGGUCUAGUCUAGGGGGAACCAUCCACCACCACAGAAAUGUCCCAAACUGCCAAACCGCCAAACCGCCAAACCGCCAAACCCGUCACGGCAACCAGACGGCUAGAUCGGGGGAUUGCGAACGAUUUCGCUCUGCUAGGGACUUGAAAUCAGGAUCAGGCCUGAUGAUGGGUGGAUUCGGUAUUCAAAUCUCGUUGGACUUUGAGAAUUGA
Molecule: messenger RNA, 702 nt
Organism: Neurospora tetraspora
Lineage: Eukaryota; Fungi; Ascomycota; Sordariomycetes; Sordariales; Sordariaceae
Exons: 6
Coding region: 1-702 (233 amino acids)
Source: RefSeq, a predicted model, not a curated record